GCCACUAGGGGGCGGGUGGGCACUCCUUCUGCUCAUUACCUUGUGCUCUGCAGGUGUGUGUGUUUUGGUCUACUUUGAUGGACUGAAUGACCUCUUGGACAAAAUUGUUCUUUGUUUAUGCUCAAGUUCUGCUCAGCGCAGCAUCUGAGCCCUGAUGUAAGAGCGUGGAAGAGCGAGAGUUGAGACGCUUGUAAAGAAGAGAGGAUAACUUCACACCAGAGGAGAGGGUGGGACUGAAGGGAGAUGGCCGAAGCACCGCAGCAGGAAAAGCAGCAGGAAGAGGAAGAGGAGCAGCUGAGUGAGGAGCAGCUGAGUUCCUCUGGGUCUACAGAUGCUGAUAAUGAGGUGGAGGACCUGAAAGAAGAUGUCCAGACGACCCCGACCAGACCCCUGCUUUCCAUGAGGUCUAUGAGCAUCGUGGAUCCGGAUGACGACUCGCCAAACAUGAUCGUCUACAGAAAAAUCGAAGACAUCGUCACUCUCAUCCAGGAUGAGACAGAGGGUGUUCCCAUCAGGACGGUCAAAAGCUUCAUGACAAAAAUCCCCAGUGUUGUCACAGGUACGGACAUUGUUCAAUGGAUGAUGAAGACCCUGGCCAUCGAAGACCCAGCUGAGGCCAUGCACAUUGGGAGUCUCAUUGCAGCUCAAGGCUACUUCUUUCCCAUCUCUGAUCAUGUCCUCUCCCUGAAGGACGACGGCACUUUCUAUCGUUUCCAGGCACCGUAUUUCUGGCCUUCUAAUUGUUGGGAGCCUGAGAACACAGACUAUGCCAUCUACCUGUGCAAGCGGACCAUGCAGAAUAAGACCAGGCUGGAGCUGGCCGAUUACGAAGCGGAGAACCUCGCUCGGCUCCAGAGAGCCUUUGCCAGGAAGUGGGAGUUCAUCUACAUGCAGGCUGAAGCCCAGGUCAAGAUUGACCGGAAAAAAGAUAAAACCGAGAGGAAGAUCCUUGACAGCCAGGAGAGAGCCUUCUGGGACGUCCACAGACCCGUGCCCGGAUGCGUCAACACUACAGAGAUGGACAUCAGGAAGUGCAGACGCAUGAAGAACCCUCAUAGAGUUAAAAAGUCAGUGUAUGGUUUGGCAGACGAGGGCACACAGUCCCGUAGUCCCAUCCAUACCCCUUCACACCACUCCAGGAAGGGCACCAAGGAGGACGUGGAAAAAGAGAUUUUAUUCCUGAAUGCCCAGCUUGAUCGCCACUGCAUGAAGAUGUCCAAAGUUGCUGAAAGUCUGAUAAGCUACUCUGAGCAGUACAUGGAGUACGACCCUUUUGUGACGCCGCAGGAGCCAUCUAACCCUUGGACCAGCGAUGACCCCUCCUACUGGGAUCUGGAGGCCAGCAAGGAGCCUGGUCAGCAGAGGGUGAAGAAGUGGGGCUUCUCGCUGGAAGAAGCCUUGAAGGACCCAGCUGGACGGGAUCUCUUCAAGUUCUUGGAGUCCGAGUUCAGCUCGGAAAACUUGCGCUUCUGGUUGGCCGUCCAGGACCUGAAGAGGAUUCCACAACAGGAAGUAGCACAAAGAGCGCAGGAAAUCUGGGCCGAGUUUUUGGCAGAAGGAGCACCGAGUUCCAUCAACCUCGACUCUCACAGCUACGAGCUCACCAGCCACAACCUGAAAGAUCCUGGAAGAUACAGCUAUGAGGAUGCACAGGAUCACAUCUACAAGCUGAUGAAGAGCGACAGCUACACCCGCUUCCUGCGCUCCAACGUCUACCAGGACCUGCUGACGGCCAGAAAGAAACUGGAAACAGAACAAGGCAGACGGACCUCCUUGGAGAAGUUCACUCGCAGUGUGGGCAAGUCACUGACUGGCAAACGUCUGACGGGCCUCAUGCAGUCGUCCUGACGACGUCUGGACUCUGAGCUGGAUGGAUCGUUACCCAUGAGCGCUGGAAAAGGAGCGUGGUGUGUGUGUGUUUGUUUGGCAGGCGCAUGAUAACACCCGACUGCUGGACUGGAUCGCCACCGACGCGCUUAAAACUUCUCCCCACUCGAGUGAAAGGCGGCCGACAGCAUGCAAUAAAUCAUCCGAGCUGACACAGGACACUGAGAGGUACAGGAAAGAAAGGUUCCACUCGUGUUUUUAAGGUAGCUUAGCUGCUGAAGCUAGCAUUCAUGAUGUAAACACUGGAAACCACGUCCAUGCUGUAGAUUGAUGUGUUGUGGAUGUGGGCGUCCAUCACCAUGGCGACGGGAUGCUGUGAACGGAACAGCUGGGACGUUGCACACAUGAUUAGGUGAUGUGGGAUGAAUAAUUACGUGUGUUGAUCAUUUUCAUAACAAAUAACGUAAUACUUGAAAUGACAUUCAUCGAUAUAUGUUCCAGUGUGUUGAAAUCUUCCAAACAUUCCACCACUUCAUGCAGCAAAGCUUUGGUUCUAGUGGGACAACACCACUUCUCAUGUAAGACAACGAAAUAAAUGAGGAAUGCACAAAAAAAAAUCGACCAUUAUUAUAAAUAUUUGUUGUAACUUCUUUUCUAUGUAAAAAUCAGUUGAAAACAGGUUUUUAAUAUUCAAUACAUGAGUGCAUAGUUUAAUAUGCAGUUAGUAUUGCAAUACUGCCCUCUAGUGGAGUUUUUGAGCGGCAUUAGCAUUUUCCUUUUUUUGCUGACGUUUUGUAAACAUUGCUAAAACAAAACAUAGAUUCCAAAAAAGAGGAAUUAAUAUUUAAAGGGAGUGAAAGAGUGAUUUUAAUUGACGUAGCACAAGCAGCAUGUAGUUUGAACCCUCAGGAGGACAAAAUCAGACUUUUUUUUAUUUUUUUUCCCCCUCCCAGUAAUUAUUUUUGUGAAGUGAAGUGAAUUAUAUUUAUAUAGCGCUUUUUCUCUAGUGACUCAGAGCGCUUUACAUAGUGAAACCCAAUAUCUAAGUUACAUUCAAACCAGUGUGGGUGGCACUGGGAGCAGGUGGGUAAAGUGUCUUGCCCAAGGAGACAA
Molecule: messenger RNA, 2940 nt
Organism: Nerophis ophidion (straightnose pipefish)
Lineage: Eukaryota; Metazoa; Chordata; Actinopteri; Syngnathiformes; Syngnathidae
Gene: rgs6
Product: regulator of G protein signaling 6
Biological process (GO): G protein-coupled receptor signaling pathway; regulation of G protein-coupled receptor signaling pathway; intracellular signal transduction
Source: RefSeq, a predicted model, not a curated record